AUGGGAUUUGAGGGAAUUCUGCUGAAAUUCCAGAAUUUCGGGAAUUUUUUGACGAAAUUUGAGGAAUUCCAGAAUUUUCCGGCGCCGUUUGGGAAUUCCUGGAGUUUUCCCAAAAAUCCUCCGAAUUUCCAGACGGAUUUUCAGCAUUCCCAGAAUUUCCUGACAAAAUUUGGGAGUUUCCCCCUAAAAUCUCCAAAAACUUUCUGGAUUUUUUCGACGGAAUUUCUGAUAUUCCCAAAUUUCCCGUCGGGAUUUUUGGGUUUCCAAAAUUUCCUGGAGUUUCCCGCCUGGAAUUUGGUGAUUUUGAGUUUUUUCGGGCGUUUCCUGCUGGGAUUUUCCUCUUCCUGCUGCUCCUCCUGGAAUUUUGGGAUUUCCAACCAAAAUUUGGGUCGGGAUCCGCCGGGAUUUGGAAUUUUUGGCCGAAAUCCGUCGGAUUUUGCGAUUUCCUCCUGGAAUCCGUCGGGAUUUGGGAUUUUGAUCCCGAAUUUUUCUGGAGCUGCUCCUCAAAAUCUGUUGGGAUUUGGGAUUUUGGGUCAGGAUCCUCUGGAUUUUUUAAUUCCGUCGAGAUUUGGGAUUUUGAUCCCGAAUUUUUCUGGAGCUGCUCCUCAAAAUCCGCUGGGAUUUGGGAUUUUGGGCUGGAAUCCUCUUGGAUUUGAAAUUUCAUCCUGGAAUCCUCUGGGAUUUGGGAUUUCAUCCCUGAAUCUUCUGGGAUUUGUGAUUCCAUCCUGGAAUUCUCUGGGAUUUGGGAUUUUGACCCUGAUUCCACCAGGAUUUGUGAUUUCAUCCCUGAUUCUGCUGGGAUUUGGAAUUUCAUCCUGGAAUCUUCUGGGAUUUGGGAUUUUGGGUCAGAAUUCUCUGGGAUUUGUGAUUCCAUCCUGGAUUCUUCUGGGAUUUGGGAUUUUGGGUCAGAAUUCUCUGGGAUUUGUGAUUCCAUCCUGGAAUUCUCUGGGAUUUGGGAUUUUGACCCCGAUUCCACGGGGAUUUGUGAUUCCGUCCUGGAAUCCUCCGGGAUUUGGGAUUUUGGGCCAGAAUUCUCUGAGAUUUGCGAUUUCACCCCCGAAUUCUCUGGGAUUUGUGAUUCCGUCCUGGAAUCCUCCGGGAUUUGGGAUUUUGGGCCGGAAUCCUCCGGGAUUUGUGAUUUCACCCUCGAAUCCUCCGGGAUUUGUGAUUUCAUUCUGGAAUUCUCCGGGAUUUGUGAUUUCACCCCCGAAUUCUCCGGGAUUUGUGAUUUCAUUCUGGAAUUCUCCGGGAUUUGUGAUUUCACCCCCGAAUCCUCCGGGAUUUGUGAUUCCAUUCUGGAAUCCUCCGGGAUUUGUGAUUUCACCCCCGAAUCCUCCGGGAUUUGCGAUUUCGCCCCCGACCGCUGCGGGAUCCCGAAGGUUCCCCCCAAAACCUUCCCCCAAUCCCCUCCCAGGCUCCGAACCCUCUCGGGAUCUCUGGGCAGGUAAAGCUUCAUCCCCCCCUCCUCCUCCUCCUCCUCUUCCUCCUCCUCCUCCUCCUCCUCCGCCCCCAAUAUCGCGACCACGGCCCCGCAGACGUCCCGCAGGAUUUUGCAGACGGAGCUGCGGGAGACGCCGAACGUGGCUUCCAGCGCCCGGUACUCGGUGACGGCUCCGAGCCGCCACAGCGUCAGCGCCAGGCGCACCUCGGCCGGCACGGCGCGGCGCAUGGCGGUGUCGCGACGCCCGAUGGCCGCGCUCAGUCGCGACACCAGCGCGUCGAAGGUGUCCGGGCGCAGGCGGAAGCGGCGGCUCCACUCGCGGCCCGCCAGCGACUUCUCGCGCACCGUGGCCCAGAAGGCGGAGCUGCGGCUGCGGCUCCAGACGCGGCCGCGCCGCCGCCGCGGGGAGGCCUGAGGGGGGCAGCAGGAGGAGGAGGAGGAGCGGGCGGGGAGGAAGGCGAGGCGCAGCGCGGAGAGGCGGCGGCGGCGGAGGAGGAGGAGGCGGAGGCGGCGCAGGAGGGCGAGGCGGCGGCGGCGGCGGCGGCGGCGGCGGAGGAAGAGGAGGAGGAGGAGGGAGAGCGAAGCGGCGGCGGCCGCCAUGGGCGGCGCCAUCUUGG
Oenanthe melanoleuca is the source of this 2058-nucleotide messenger RNA. RefSeq lists its product as uncharacterized. The transcript has a single exon. Lineage: Eukaryota; Metazoa; Chordata; Aves; Passeriformes; Muscicapidae. The record is from RefSeq and is a predicted model, not a curated record. The coding region runs from base 1 to 1608 and encodes 535 amino acids.